Larimichthys crocea (large yellow croaker) is the source of this 1968-nucleotide messenger RNA. Its product is annotated as leptin receptor gene-related protein. Lineage: Eukaryota; Metazoa; Chordata; Actinopteri; Sciaenidae. The transcript is spliced from 4 exons. The record is from RefSeq and is a predicted model, not a curated record. Gene Ontology annotation, cellular component: endosome. Bases 143 to 538 code for a protein of 131 amino acids. Gene Ontology annotation, biological process: negative regulation of growth hormone receptor signaling pathway; late endosome to vacuole transport via multivesicular body sorting pathway.
CUUUAAGAGAGUCACCUGACAGAGACGGAAAAACCCCCCGAUGGAGGAAGCAGGAAGUCGGUCUGCCAAGAAGGAGAGCACAUAAACAAUACGCCAAGAGCAGAACAGAAAGUCACACACAAAGUCUCACCUGUACAUCGCAAUGGCCGGCAUCAAAGCACUCGUUGGUCUGUCCUUCAGUGGUGCCAUUGGACUUACGUUUCUUCUCCUGGGUUGUGCACUGGAACAGUACGGGGUAUACUGGCCGCUGUUUGUCCUGAUUUUCUACGUAAUUAGCCCCAUCCCGACCUUCAUAUCUAGACGCCUCAGUGAUGACACUGACUCCUCCAGCAAUGCAUGCAGAGAGCUGGCCUACUUCGUAACAACUGGCAUCGUGAUAUCAUCUUUUGGGCUUCCCAUUGUGCUAGCCCGCACUAAAGCAAUCCAGUGGGGUGCCUGCGGUUUGGUGAUGACAGGAAACGCUGUUAUCUUCCUCACCAUCCUUGGCUUUUUUGUUGUGUUUGGAGGCGGGGACGACUUUAGUUGGGAGCAGUGGUAGAAUGCCUGUAGAAAGUGGACAGAUGGAAGGACAGAUGGAUGGAUGGAUGGAUGGGUAGGUGGAUAGUUGAACGGCACCUGCACUCAAUAGGGGACAGUAGAGUAUAAAUGUCAAAUUUACUGGGUACAUUUUCAGGCUGAUUGUUAUGUUAGCGAGGUGUUGGGGUCAAGACAACACUAUGUACCCUAUUAAUGUGCCUUAUGUCUGGGAUCAGAGAGACACUGAUGCCUGUACCCCUUUUUAAGUUGUAACUCCAUCACUAUCCACCUUAACCCGGGUAUUUUAGCUUGUCUCGCCUUUGUUUGAACCCCCAAAUCACCCUGCUCACUGCAGUUGCCUGCUUUUUCAUUCAACUUCAGUUAAUCAAUAUUAUAAAGGGAUCCUGAAGAGUAACUCUUUUGUAAUAUACAAACGCAUAUGCAAUGCUCUCUGCAUGACCUGUACUCAUUGUUCAAGGGGGGGAAGUAGCUAUACUAAAUUAUGGCUUGCUUAUUAUGAGCACUUUUUUUGCUGUUUAAAGUGUAAAGGCAGGGCAGGUUAUCUUAAUCCAUGCUAUUUCACAACUAGUUGUAGGACUCCUAAUCAGGUUAAGAUAUAUUUGUAUGGAGGUGAUGUGUUUGUUUGUUUGUUUGUUUGUUUUUCAUUUUGUUAAGAUUUAAAGCCUUACUUUUUGUUCUGGUGCAAUCGUUUACAUUCUCACCAAAGAUCAUUUUAGAGUGCAAAUGUUGAGCAUAUUCACUGCCGAACUGUGGGUUUUGAUCUGUGCUAGGCAGCAACACGAUCCUCAAAAGCAAGAUGAGGCACUUGACAAGGCGUUGUUUAGUGAGUAUCACACAUCUAAGUGUGUGAACAGGCCACAGAAAUGACCCAUAUCUGUUUUAUAUUCCUGCAGACCACACGAAAAUUCAUCCUAUUGAGCAGCAGUAAUGUGUGGAUCCUAUUUUCUUUUUACAUGCUGAAUGGUAAACACAGUACAUGUACAGUAUAUUUUUAGGCCAUGUGUUUUUGUCCUAGAGGAGAGGGCUUUACCUGCAAACUCAUCCAUAAGUGCCUGUCAUUCACAGUGCGUAUUCUGAAUUAUAGACAAAUCACUGUGACUUUCUUGUGUGGUUCGUCAUCAGGAGAUAAAAUCUGUAAAAAUCAAUCCUCUAUUUUUCAUCAUUGUCUGUAACUGACUAUUAAUGAGAUUUUGUAUGAGUGGCCCACUUCAUAGAGACUAUCUCCAAAAAUUCUAUUUAGUGUCCUAGUCAAUUUCUGAUUUAUUAAAUAUUAAACUGUUUCACAACUGACAUGUUCACUAGAGAAAGCUUGUCCUUUCCAAUGUGACUCCCACACUAAUGAGUGCUGAAGAGUUCUCAAAGGUUAUUUUAUAAGCUCCUGACUGCAUUUUGUUUUCUAACAUUGAUUAAAUCUCUCUGUAUAAACAUGUG